AUGGUGAAACUAAGCUCGCCGUGGCAGGGCUGCUUAGUUUGGGAGGGGGUCUUUGCUACUCCAGCAUAUUCGCUGCCUCAGUACCCUGUACACUGGGCCCUGCCGUCUCAGACGUCGUACGGUAUGGCGACCACUGAGAGGCGAUCAAAUCUCAGGUUGCUCAGGACGGAAUACAGGAUCGGAAGAUUUGGAGUAGGGGACCGGAAUGAAAAUGGCAAUCGUCUCGCCGGGCUGUUGUCCGCCGCUCGCCUCUUUCAUGGGAACUCUGUUUUCAUGAAAAAAGAUUAUCGUCGGUGGACAUGGGAAUCGCCCAAUGGCGCGACUCAUGCGGAGAUCGACCACAUACUCACCAACCGGAGGUGGUGUCUACUUGACGUCUCAGUAGUACCAUCCUUUUGUAGUUGUUCUGAUCACGGUCUCCUUCGUGCGAAAAUACGACUUAGCCACACGAUGGAAAAGAACAUCUGCUAUCGGCAACGAAGGAGAAAAGAAGUCGUCUACGACUGCGUACUCGAGGACUCCUUGUCCCAAGGUGACUGGCACAUCGAGGAAGAUCCAAACGUGGACUACGAGAUGCUGCUCAGAUGA
Necator americanus (New World hookworm) is the source of this 588-nucleotide messenger RNA. RefSeq lists its product as uncharacterized. The record is from RefSeq and is a predicted model, not a curated record. Lineage: Eukaryota; Metazoa; Nematoda; Chromadorea; Rhabditida; Ancylostomatidae. The transcript has a single exon. The coding region runs from base 1 to 588 and encodes 195 amino acids.